This is a messenger RNA of Rodentolepis nana, 219 nucleotides long. The record is from the annotation of a GenBank genome assembly. Lineage: Eukaryota; Metazoa; Platyhelminthes; Cestoda; Cyclophyllidea; Hymenolepididae.
AUGCAGGCUUACCGAGGUUUCGAUCGCAACUUCAAAAAGAAUCUCAAAGCCCUCUAUAUCGUCCAUCCAACCCCGCUGGUUCUAUUCAUCAUCAAGUUCUUUAGGCCAAUCAUAAGUCGAAAAUUCGGUCAGAAGAUCAACUUUAUCAACGAACUGAAUGAGCUGUCGGCGGAUAUGCAUUUGGAUCAAAUUCCCAUUCCUCAGCAAGUUAGACUGUAA